Oenanthe melanoleuca is the source of this 468-nucleotide messenger RNA. RefSeq names its product mitochondrial inner membrane protein MPV17 (gene MPV17). The record is from RefSeq and is a predicted model, not a curated record. The transcript has 6 exons. Gene Ontology annotation, cellular component: membrane; cytoplasm. Lineage: Eukaryota; Metazoa; Chordata; Aves; Passeriformes; Muscicapidae. Bases 1 to 468 code for a protein of 155 amino acids.
AUGGGAGCUGGGGAUGUGAUUGCACAGCAGCUGGUGGAGCAGCGGGGGCUGCACGGGCACCAGUGCCUCCGCACCCUGAAAAUGAUGGGCAUCGGCUUCUGCUUCGUGGGCCCUGUUGUGGGCAGCUGGUACAGGAUCCUGGAUUGGCUCAUCCCAGGGAAUACUAAAGUUGUGGCUGUGAAGAAAGUGAUCCUGGACCAGGUUGGUGUGACAUGGGGGGGUUUUGCCCCGUGCUUCCUUGGCUGCUUCCUGGCUGUGACAGGGGCUGUGAACGGGCUGUCGGUGCAGGAUAACUGGUCCAAGAUCCAGCAGGACUACAUGGAUGCCCUGAUGACCAAUUACUGUAUCUGGCCGCCCGUGCAGGUUGCGAACUUCUACUUUGUGCCUCUGCAGCACAGGCUGGCUGUUGUCCAGUGUGUUGCCAUCGUCUGGAACUGCUACCUGUCCUGGAAAGCGAAUCGGAUGUGA